Messenger RNA from Tribolium madens (black flour beetle), 2557 nucleotides. RefSeq names its product protein FAM102A. The record is from RefSeq and is a predicted model, not a curated record. The coding region runs from base 259 to 2310 and encodes 683 amino acids. Lineage: Eukaryota; Metazoa; Arthropoda; Insecta; Coleoptera; Tenebrionidae. The transcript is spliced from 9 exons.
UUUAUAUCGCUUUCGUCUGUCAGUUCGAUAAUGGCGUUUGUGUAAUAGUGUAGUGUUAAAUCGUUUAUUAAAUAUUUUGAAUUCCAAACUAGAGAAUUCCAAUGAGUGCUAUCACAACUAUGUUGGAAAAUAAGUGGGUUUCAUUAUGAGGCACGAUUGAAAGCGGAAGUUGUCUUUGUCCGAAUCUACUUUCAACAUAUUUAAAGCGAUCGUUUGAUAUCGCUGUUUCGGAAACGAUGUCUUGAGCGAGUUUUCUGCAUGACAAACGGACGAGGCGCCGGAAUGGCGUCCUUCAUGACGAAAAAGAAGAAGUACAAAUUUCAAGUAAGUCUGUGUUUGGAAGAACUGCUGGAAGUGCCUUUCGUUUCUGCCGUCCUAUUUGCCAAGAUAAGACUCUUAGAUGGAGGAAAUUUUCAAGAUCACAGCAGCAGAGAGGAGGUGCGCGACCACAAAGUGAAAUGGGGCGCAAACUUUUCUUUUCCUUGUAAAAUGUCGGCGAACGCAUCCACCGGUGUCCUCGAGCGUUGUAUUUUACGAAUAUCCGUGCGAAAGGAAUGUAAAGGCGGCCGUUCUUUUACCAAACUAGGUUUCGUCGACUUGAAUCUGGCAGAAUAUGCAGGGGCGGGUGUUACAUUCAAGAAAGCUUUAUUAGAAGGAUAUGACGCCAGACAUCGUCAAGACAACAGCAUGCUCAAGUUUUCCAUUGCUAUGCAUAUGUUAUCGGGUGAUAUUUUGUUCAAAGUACCGUCUCCUUCCCUCAAACAUAAAUCUAUUGCUUCCGAAGAUCCAGCGACUGAGUCUCGGACUGAUGAGCUUUCGAGUGAAUCAUUGGGAGGAGGGUCGAUUGCUAGUGGCAGUUCAGGAUUUGGGAGUUUGCCCAAGAAAAGACCGGCACUUUUGUCGUCAGAAUUGGUGAUUGGUCACACUUUGGUCGAAAAUAGCGUUCCGGUGACGGUCGCUGUGGAAGGUGCAACGGAUCAAGUACAACCUUCAGAUCACGAGGAAGUUGUGUGUGAAACUGGCCAUUCCCGGAACUCAUCUAAUACGAGCCAAUUAUCGAAAGCUUCCGGUUAUAGUAGUAUCCAUUCCCAUAGUCACAGUAGACAAUCGAGUUCGGGUGAUUCUGGACAUAUCAGGGCUCUGUCACACAGACAAAAUCGGAAACAAAAUGGUAACCCCUUCCUCAACUCUUCAAAUUUUAUUCGUGUAAACACAUUUCCUAACCGAAUCCGAAUCCCUAACACAAUUAUCCACGAAGACGUAUUUAAUAGCACAUUAGAAACGUUAACUCCUAUUAAAUCACCGGAAAACAGUUCAUUGACUACAGAAGAGACUUCGCGUUACUACACUCCCGAUAACUACCAAAAACAAUUGAGUAACGUUAGCGGUUCGAGUACUGACGAUUACAAAACUCCCGAUGAAUCUUUAGAGAUGCGAACUGAUUUAUUUUCGCAGAAAUUCAACGAACUGCAAAAAUCCUCAUCGACAAGUUUAAUCGAACUGAACGCGCAAUCAAACGAAUCCGAUUUGUUGCUAGACAACAAUCGCUUAAGUGCAGAUAAUGCAAUUAAAGUGAAAAAAUCGGAUGGUGUAUUGAAAUCGAAAAGCGACUUUGAAAUCCCGAGAGUCAGUCCGAUUCAAAAAAGUCGUUUUCGCGGCGGUUUUUUCCGAUCGGAAAAUUUACCGGCAUUUUUAACACCAAUUCUUAAGCGGAAAAAUGCGGUAACCAAUCAGUCAACACCCAAAAUUCCCAAUUCCGACACACGCACCACAUCCCUCAACUCGCUUCGAUCGGGGACGACCGGGAGUGACCAUUUGAGUACCCAACCAAGGGGCUUGCCACAUCGCAAAUUGUUGGAGGGUGCAUCAGGAGGUAAGCUAGCUCCGUUGGCCAUCAGUCCUGAUGAAACGCCUACCACUGUAUCGUCUGAUUGCUCACAAAACCUCACAAUUCGACGUCCCAGCGUCACAACAAAUCCCAGCUCAAGCAGUUUAGUCCUGUCGGAAACCGGUUCACUGGAUCGUGCGAAGGCAGCUUAUGAGCGUCGUAAAAAGACUCAAAUUCAAGAUUCCGACACGGGGGUGGUAUCCGGAAGGGUGGAAAAUACUCGGGUGAAUGCCAAUCGGUUAAUAGCGGAGAUUUUAAAAGAUACGAAUUUAGAACAGGCCGAUGAUUCGGCUGAAACUUCAGGUCUUCAAUUGUUUAUUGCCAAAGAUGGUACUGCCGCUCUAGGUAAUCAUGAAGUCAAAUCGCAGAUGUCAACGGGGGUGCAAGUUUUUAAACAAGUUGUCAUGGAUGACAACAGGUAGUUGAUAUGUGUGGUGUGUGUUGCAAUUUAGAAGCUCCUUUAAGUUUGGCGGAGAAAUGAAAGCAAAGUGACAUCUCAGCUAUGGAUUUUUUAUGUCAAUAGUACGGUUUUACUAGACAGUGUUGCCAAUUUUUGUGAUAUAACAGCGGUAGUAAACGUUAUUGAAACUCUUAUUUAAGUUGAAUUGACAUUAUUUAUUGUAAAUUAUUUUUGUGUUAAAUGUAUAUUAUUUAUUAUUGAUUUUUAAA